GUAAGAACUUCCUCUUCUACGCCCAGAGCUGGAUGCUCGGGCCCAGGGACCCACCCCCUCCCAGGCAGUGGGUGAAUGCGGGGAGUGGAGUAGGGUCCCCGCCCCGGAAGACUACACUUCCUGGUCCCGAGGAUAAAGCUGGCCCUCCCUGGCCAGCGGGAACACGACCCGUUCUCGCCAUGGGUCACGGUUCGGACCCAGAGAACCCAGAUCGCGUCUCGCAGGCUCCGGUCCGCUCCUGCCGUGCCCUCGACUGGGCUCUGGGGACAGCGCUACUGCUGCUAGCGGGAACCUUGGCAGCUUACACCGCUUACACAGCUCUAGGAGCCAACCGUACCCAACCUCCUGCCUCCGAAGGGCUCUCUGCUCCCCUGAUUUCCGCUCAGGGCCCCUAUGCCCAGCUGGUGAUGAAAAAUGCCUUGGUGCAGAACCAGACGCUGAGCUGGCACAGCGACCCUCAUCUUUCUGGGGUGUUCCUGGACUCAAGAAUGAAGUAUGAUGCUGAUAAAGGAGAGCUGGAGGUUGGGGUCGCUGGGCUUUACUUCAUCUAUGCCCACCUGAAGCUGCAGCAGGUGAUGGUUUCUUCCUACAGUCAGGGCACCGUGGAAGUCUCUGUGGCACGGGGCUCUGAACAUCGAGCCGCCUUGACUCUCUCCCUGGAUGUGGGACCUUCCAGCGCUUCCACUGCCUCCACCUCCCAGUCCUCCCUCAUCUUCCUGGAUCCUGGGGACCGACUCAGGCUCAGCAUGAGCACCACAGCAGGAGACUUCCUGGAUUGGCAGCUGGUGUCAGGGGCCAGUACCUUUGGCCUUUUCUGGGUGGCUGGGGGACAGCCCUUAACUGAAUCUGGGGCAUAUUUAUUGUGACCAAUUAACUGAAACUGUGAUGUCUUCUUUGGAAGAUGGAGGAGGAGUUGGGCAGAAAUGUCCUUGUUUUAUUUAACCUGGGGACCCCCCAUGGUGUGGUUGAGCCUUGGGGAAUCCCCAGCCUAACUGCCAGCAGUUCUCUGCAAGUCCAGACAUGCCUCAGAAAGAGGCAGUAGAGGGCUAUGGGAGCCAUGCUGGUUCUGGGUCCUCACAGUGGGGGUGUCUAAGGAUAGAGAGGCAGAGUAGUCCUGGUUUUGAAUCCAGUUUUUGACAUUUAUUUGCUGUGGGAUACAUAACCUCUCUCAUCCUCAGUUUUCUCAUCUGUAAAAUGGGUAUAAUCCUUGCACUGCCUACUUCAUAGGAUUAUUGAGAGAGAGGUAAUCUAUAUACCUGAAAGCCUUUCAGAAAUAACAAUUUUUAUUUAUUUAUUUAUAUAAUCAUUCCUAGACCAGGGACUGGGACCAAGAAGCUACCUCUUCCCUGCUGGCUUCUAGGGGUGCUGAACUACCUCAUGGGGACCUUCAUGUGAAAUACUUGGAGGUCACCCAUCCUCUCAGUGGCUGAAGAGACUUGGGCAAGAGUUUGCUAGUCUAAAGAACUCCAAGCCAAGGAGGGGAGGGAGAGUGCCAGUCACUGUCUCAUAUCUCCGAUUGUGUAUUUAUUCUGGGCAAGUGCACUUUAAAUUACUUUAUUUAUCACUCUCAUGCCCUGGGGGUGUGUCUGAAAUAAAGACUUAUCCUAAAGACC
Molecule: messenger RNA, 1613 nt
Organism: Vombatus ursinus (common wombat)
Lineage: Eukaryota; Metazoa; Chordata; Mammalia; Diprotodontia; Vombatidae
Gene: TNFSF9
Product: TNF superfamily member 9
Exons: 3
Coding region: 33-866 (277 amino acids)
Biological process (GO): immune response; positive regulation of activated T cell proliferation; positive regulation of cytotoxic T cell differentiation
Cellular component (GO): plasma membrane
Molecular function (GO): tumor necrosis factor receptor binding
Source: RefSeq, a predicted model, not a curated record